Phoenix dactylifera (date palm) is the source of this 917-nucleotide messenger RNA. Its product is annotated as universal stress protein PHOS32-like. The record is from RefSeq and is a predicted model, not a curated record. NCBI's taxonomy places the organism in Eukaryota, Viridiplantae, Streptophyta, Magnoliopsida, Arecales, Arecaceae.
UACUACCUAAGAAGGGAGAGAGAGAGAGAGAGAGAGCUUUCCUUUUGCUGCUUGCCAUCCAGGGAACGAAGAGCGCGAGAGGGAGAGAUGGGAGGAGAUCGGAAGAUCGGGGUGGCGCUGGACUUCUCGAAGAGCAGCAAGAGGGCGCUGGGGUGGGCCAUCGACAACCUCCUCGACGAAGGCGACACCCUCAUCGUCCUCCAUGUCAUGCACCCCAAGGGCGACGAGGCCAAGCACGCCCUCUGGUCCCAAUCCGCUUCCCCUCUUAUUCCUCUGACGGAGUUCAGGCAACCGGAGGUGAUGAAGAACUACGAUCUGGAAGUCGACAUCGAGGUCCUCGACAUGCUCGACACUGCUUCCCGACAGAAGCAGGCAACGAUCGUGGCGAAGUUGUACCGGGGAGAUGCAAGGGAGAAGCUGUGCCAAGCCGAGGAAGAUCUCAAGCUGGACUCGCUGGUCAUGGGCAGCAGAGGUCUUAGCCGGCUCCUAAGGAUUUUGUUGGGCAGUGUGACGAGCUAUGUGUUGUCAAAUGUAUCAUGCCCUGUGACCAUUGUCAAGGAUCCAGACUUCAAACCUUGACAGACUUCCUGGAAAGAUAAAAUCAAGUGCCAAAAUUUUCAAGGUGUGAAGAUUCCUUGUGCUGGGAGAGAGGAGUCUAGUAAUGGACUUGAAAUAAUUUGAAAGUAGUUAAUUAACUUGCUCUUGUUGAAGCAAGUUGCACCUUCUAUAUACAAUACGUUUUGAACUGUGUGCGAAUUGUCAGAAUAAAUUGAGUGAUGUGUAGAUGAUGUGCAUCUUUUAGUUGUUUAGCAUAUCUCAUAAAUCUCUCAUCUUUUCUUUUUAAAUUACUUUCAGUUUGAACUACAUAUCUGAUCUGGAAUAAUUUGUGUUGUUGUAUACACGCAACUUGGAAGAAA